AUCGUCUGCGUCCUCUGCGUCCGAGAGGUGGCGCAGGGAGCUCGCACGUGCGCAGGGGGCCGGUGCUCGGGACGCUGCCUGCGGGCGGCAGCUGUGUGCUGGGCUCCUUCCCGGGUUCUGCAGCUUCCCAUUCCGACGCAUCCGUUAGCUUAGCGAACAUCGCUUAGGAUGCACUUUAAACCUUCCCCUGGCCUCUCCUCUACCAAUUUAAUCUAGCGUUGUGAGAAAUGUACCCAGUUCCCGAAAGUGCCCUGGGAUCGAUUACCUAGAGAGACAAGAGCGGUGUAUUUAUUCCUUCUUUACCAAGGUAAACUUGUAAUAACGUCGGCAGCACCGUGUAGGAAGCUGUCAGGAAACAGCGGACGCUUCUGUUUCGCCCCUCGCCAUCCACCACAAUGCGGGGACCGCAGGGAAAACUGUGACGGGGAGACCGAAAGGCGCUAGAAAGGGGACCCGGGCUUCUUGCUCCUCACCCCUGCCGAAGGGUGCGAACAGGCACCCCGGCCCUGCACACCAGCCGGGCACAGCGGCCCGCGCUCCCCGGCUUUCCUCUGCCUGCCCUGCGCCCCGCGCCCCGCACCCGCCCGCGCGCCCCGCCAACCGUCUCCUCCGCCGGCCGGCAUGCUGCUCCCGCUGCUGCUGCCGCUGCUGCUCCCGGCUCUGCGGGCGGAGCUCGCCGGGCCGCACGCCCUCCUCGAUUUGAAAGGCGUUUUCCUGCAUGUCACAGUGCCGCGGAAGAUGAGGUCAAAUGACAGUAAAGUCUCAGAGACAGAGAUGACUUAUAGCAUUACAAUCGAUGGAAAAAUAUGUACCCUGCAUCUCAGAAAACAAUCAUUCUUAUCCUCCAGUUUUUUGGUUUCUACAUACAACGAAACUGAAUCUUUACAUUCUGAGUCUUCAUAUUUUAUGAUACAUUGCCAUUACCAAGGAUAUGCUGAAGAGUUUCCAAAUUCUGUUGUGAUACUCAGUGUCUGCUCUGGCCUCAGGGGAUUGUUACAGUUUGAAAAUAUCACCUAUGGAAUUGAACCACUGGAAUCUUCAUCAAGAUUUGAGCAUAUAAUUUAUCAAGUGAAAAGUGACAAUCAGGAUAUACCAAUGUUAAUAAAAAAUUACAGCAAUAUUCGGCAGAAAGGCCAGUUCUCUAGAGAUCAUUUAAACCCAGAGGGAACAUCUCAUUUACAACUAUUACCUCAGUAUCUGCAAAUGCACAUUAUAGUGGAAAAAGCUUUGUAUGAUUACAUGGGACCUGAAAUAAUGGCUUUAACACAGAAAAUCGUCCAGAUUAUUGGGCUGGUCAACGCUAUGUUUACCCAGCUUAAAUUGACUGUUUUACUGUCCUCACUGGAACUGUGGUCAGAUAAAAACCAAAUUUUGACUGAUGGAGAUGCUGAUGACAUAUUACAAAGAUUUUUGGCAUGGAAAAGGGACUCUUUUAUCCAACGGCCCAAAGGCAUAGCAUAUUUACUUAUUUACAGGAAACACCCUCACUAUAUGGGAGCAACGUUUCCAGGCGGAAUAUGCAAUAAAAAAUACAGUGCGGGUGUAGCAAUGUUUCCAGACGGUAUAAGUUUGGAAGGAUUUUCAGUUAUUAUGGCUCAACUGCUUGGCCUUCAAAUUGGACUAACAUACAACGACACCGAUAAUUGUUCUUGUCCAAGAACUACAUGCAUAAUGAGUCCUGAAUCACUGAGUUCCAGUGGUAACAAGAUUUUUAGUAACUGUAGCAUGCGUGACUACAGAUAUUUUGUUUCAAAAAUGGAGGCAGAUUGUCUUCACAACCUUUCAAAUUUGAAACUCCUUUAUCAAAAUCAACCAGUGUGUGGCAAUGGAAUUUUGGAAACUGAUGAAGAAUGUGACUGUGGUAAUAAAGAGGAAUGUCAAUUUAAAAAUUGCUGUGAUUAUAAAACAUGUAAACUGAAAGGCUCAGUAGAAUGUGGUUCUGGACCAUGUUGCACAUCAAAAUGUGAGUUGUCAGAAGCAGGCACUCCCUGUAGAAAGAGCAUUGACCAGGAAUGUGACUUCACAGAGUAUUGCAAUGGGACUUCGAGUCAGUGUGUUCCUGACACUUAUGCAUUGAAUGGCAAUUUGUGCCGGUUAGGAACAGCGUACUGUUACCAUGGAAGAUGUCAAACUCUUGAUAACCAGUGUGCUGAGAUAUUUGGAAAAGGUGCUCACGGUGCUCCUCGUGUCUGCUUCAAAGAAGUUAAUUCUCCACAAGAGAGAUCUGGAAACUGUGGUUUUAAAAAUUCACAGCCAUUACCUUGUGAACAGAAGGAUGUUCUCUGUGGAAAGUUAGCCUGUGUCCAGCCACAUAAGGACACUAAUAAAAGUGCUAUUAGAUCUACAGUUUAUUUAUAUAUCCACAAUUAUGAAUGUCUGUCCAUAAUUCCUGGGACUUCUUUGAGAUCAGAUGGGAGAGACGAUGCCUAUGUGACUGAUGGCACUGUGUGUGGCCCACAAAUGUAUUGUAUAAAUAAAACCUGCAGAGAAGCUCAUUUAGUAGGAUUUAACUGUAAUGCCACUGAAAAAUGUAAAGGGAAUGGGAUAUGUAAUAAUUUUGGCAACUGCCAAUGCUUUCCGGACCACAGGCCUCCAGGCUGUGAAUUCCAUUUUGGCUCACCAGGGGGCAGUAUUGAUGAUGGAAAUGUUCUGAAAUCCGAUAUAAUUUACAUUAAGGAAGUGUAUAAUAUACAACGAAGCAACUGGCUUCUUUUGAGUUUCUGCAUUCUCCUGCCGUUUUUCAUAAUUCUCAUCGUCGCGAUCAUCAAGGUCACCGAAAUGAGACUCCUGUGCAGCGCGGAGAGCAUGAAGUACGAGGGGUAAAUACGCCUGAUAGCGUUACCUUAGUUGGUGCCACAAACUCACACUCGCGUUGUUUAUCAGGCUACUUCUUACUCCUAAUAGGUGCUACGUUUAAUCCCACGUAAGUGGACUUCUUGCCCUGGUUUUUCAGUAGUUUGCUGUCAGCACUCGGCAGUGAGAGGUCUCGCUGCCCGCCAGCCUGCCCUCCCGAGCGCUCCCCAUGCGCCCGGGACCUGAGCGUCACGGAGGAGCAGACCCGGAGUCUAAGUCUAAGCGUGCGUCCAGCUGGAUUUAAAGAUGUGUCAGAGCUCGCUUUCUUCAAGGAAAACGAUUUUCCAACUUAAGAGUUACAUUAAAGCUUUUAUCAAUUAUUUUCAUUUCUUUUUAAUUUC
This is a messenger RNA of Cavia porcellus (domestic guinea pig), 3194 nucleotides long. Its product is annotated as disintegrin and metalloproteinase domain-containing protein 18. The record is from RefSeq and is a predicted model, not a curated record. Gene Ontology annotation, cellular component: plasma membrane. The transcript has 19 exons. Gene Ontology annotation, biological process: cell adhesion; male gonad development; proteolysis. The coding region runs from base 622 to 2823 and encodes 733 amino acids. Lineage: Eukaryota; Metazoa; Chordata; Mammalia; Rodentia; Caviidae. Gene Ontology annotation, molecular function: metalloendopeptidase activity.